This is a messenger RNA of Lolium perenne, 1002 nucleotides long. The record is from RefSeq and is a predicted model, not a curated record. NCBI's taxonomy places the organism in Eukaryota, Viridiplantae, Streptophyta, Magnoliopsida, Poales, Poaceae.
AUGUAUGCUGGCGACAAGGAUGUGGAUCGUCUGUCGGUAGAUUCAUCGGUCAAGGAUUUAAAAAAACUUGUCCGAAAAAUCUCUUCGCUCAGCAAGAAAGACCCCGUCCCGUCAUCUUGCCGCGUGACACCAUAUAGCACCACCAACGCGCUCCCCCAGAACCACAAGACUGCGUCACCUCUUCCUCCUCUUCCCGAAGGUGGAGAUGUCGAAGAGCGCGCAGUCAUCACCGAGGACACCCAGGUUCCCUCUCGACCUGAGAGCGAAGCCGCGGUUUCUCAUAAACCCGCGGCUUCCUCUGAAAAAGAGGUUGAAUCCGAGGCUUCGGAGUCCACGCAGUCCAUUCCUUCCGCCGUUUCCCCGAAGAAACGGAAAAGGGGUGACGCAGAAGGCUCUGGCACCUCCAAGCUUAGCAGCUCUCCCGUCGAGGAAGCUGCUCCAAGAAGCACUGCUCCUGAAGAAUCGGAACCCUUCAACGCCUAUGACGCUGCGCUUGUCAGCUCCGGCGACGAAGAAGAAGAAGAAGAAGAAGAACCCGCCGCCAAUGUGACUGCUCCUAUGAGCAUGUCUCAUACUUUGGCUUUGUCAGAAACACAGCGCACAGCGGAGGAAACCUCGACUCCUCAUCCAGAUAUUCAGAGGUCAACUCCUGCCACUAGCCCCCGAGCCUCUUCGCCAAAGAGGGCGAGGAUUGAGCUAGGCGAAGAAUUCAACUUUGCUGGCGAUUCAGCGACUCCACCUUUGGACGAUCCUCUGAUGAAGCCCUUCAUUAACCUUGGGGCCCAAUUUAUUGGGUACCGCAACACUUGUGAUGGAUUAAAAGAGGCUCUCCUUGCAGCGGACAAACGGAAUGAAGACCUUGCCAGCAAACUUAAGGCGAGCGAAGAGGCUCGCGAGAAGGCUGAAAAGGAUGCCUCUUGUAUUGAAGAUCUUCGAAAGAGGCUUCACGAAGCAGAGACUGCUCUAAGUGAAAAAAUCACUCAGCAUGUUGCUCGUGAAUGA